Messenger RNA from Strongylus vulgaris, 714 nucleotides. NCBI's taxonomy places the organism in Eukaryota, Metazoa, Nematoda, Chromadorea, Rhabditida, Strongylidae. The record is from the annotation of a GenBank genome assembly.
GGUCAUUCUCCUGGCGCUGCUGACAAUAUCGUCAGUCACGGCUUUCAAAGCUAUUUCAAUUGUCUUAUGCCGAAUAAAGUCAACGAUGAGGAAUUCAAGGCACGCCCUAUUCCUGAAUUCGCCAAAAACCUCGAGGGACAGGAACUGAUUGACUACAUCAACGCGAAUCAGCCGUUCUUUAAGGCAGGAGAGCCUAAGUUGUCUUACAAACAAUUCAAAUCGCGCUUGAUGAAAACGAAGCUCGCGGACUUUGAUGAGGAAGCACAGAAAGUUGAUGAGAAAGCUCCGGAAAUUUUUUCCAAAGAAGCAAUUCCAGAGAGAUUUGAUGCUCGCGAGAAAUGGCCGAAUUGCAAAUCCAUCCGCACCGUCCGUGACCAAGCAAAUUGCGGUAACGAAUUGCUCACACUUAUCCACCAGAUUUCGCUUGAUCUGCAAAGCGUUCUCUCAAUUAUAGGAUCAUGUUGGGCUGUCUCUUCGGCAUCAGCUAUGUCUGAUAGUCGUCAACACCUUAACUUCCAGCACGUAGCGGGUAAGGAAGAAGGAGGUCAUGCUAUAAAGAUUAUUGGAUGGGGUGUGGAGAGAGGCAUUCCCUACUGGAUCGUUGCAAACUCAUGGAACACCGACUGGGGAGAAGAUGGAUACUUCCGAAUUCUUCGUGGAAAGAACGAAUGCGGCAUCGAACAGUAUGUAACAGCUGGUCUACUUAAAGUUUGA